UUUAAUCGAACGACGAUUAGCUGCUGCACGGGGAGCGGACGGAGCUGCACUCGCGGGAAAACAUGGCGGAAACGUGCUGUGUUUUCUUGUUAGCAACAUAAUCGAGCGCAAAAACCGCGUGAGAACCGCGUGACCACCAGAUACAUCGAUUCUCUGUUGGUCUUCACCUGUGGUCACAUGAUGCACAGUCCUGCUGACGCUGAAGACCCCGCCCUCUACUUCUGUAAGUACUGCACUGGCAUCUUUCAAUCACAGGCCUCCAUCUAUGGACACUUGAGGCAGGUGCAUCAUAUCAGUGAUGAAACUGAAGUGAGUGAUGCUGAUUCCCAACAGACACACACUCACAGCAGCAGCUUCUCAUGUCAGUGCUGUGAUUUCAAAGCCCAUCAUUGUGACUCUUUAAAGAAACACGAGAAACAGUGUCAUAAAAAGUCUAAAGAUCAAACUGUGAUGGGAAAAAAUAUCGUUCCUGAAAUGCAGCAGAGGAAUAUGGGUGCAGUCAUCUCUACCUCCAGCACGAGCUCAGUUACUGUAUCGAAGAAUCUGAAGAAGUACAAGGUGCCGUCACAAACACAAAGUGUCUCUAAAUUCUUUUCUCCAGCUUCUGAAUCAGAGGUAAAAACAUCAGUGACAUUAGCCGAGAGCUCCGAAAACUCUAAAGGAACCUUGAUUCUGCAAGAAUCACCGUCCAGUCUCAACAGCAAUGGUGUGUUCAAAGUCACUGCAAAGUCCAUCAUUGACAUCGACAAACCCCCCAGCUCCCACCGCUUCCUGCUUAAUGAUGACCUUUUUACCACUGAACUGAGAUCAGCCACGCCUAACGACCAUUUCGAAGAGACCGCUCCUGGAAAGAGUAGCGGGAAGAGGAGCUCCAGCGAAUCCCCUGAGAAUUGUACGACUAAAAAAGCAAAGUCGCACAAGGAUGAACCGGAUCCUGUCGUGUAUAAACUACCAACGCCGAGUGGCACAGACUUUUUGUUUGAAAUGAGUGAAGAUGAAGAAGAAAAUAAAGCGAGUGUUGUGGAUGGAGACACAAACAUUUAUCAGUGUAAACACUGUGACUACAGUGAUGAUGACAUUGGACGGACAGCAGCCCAUUACCAGAGUUACCACCCGUACGUACGACACAAUGCCAUCUAUGUUCAGGACUCGAGGGAUCGCAGUGCCACCUUUCGCUGUCUUGAGUGUCCUGUGGAGUUUUCAAGUGAAGCUGACCUCAAGAGACACUACAGAGAAGAGCAUUCAGAGGCCCCUGAAGUAUUCACAAUGCGUUCACACUUGCUAGUUCUCAAAUGUUUUGUGUGUCCACUCACCACUGAUGAAGUAAACAUCCUGAAGGAACAUUACAAGGAGAAACAUCCGGAACAUAAUCUGAAUAAUUCCCUUCUGUUCUGCAGAUACUCGGCAACAUCACGGGUGAAAACAGGCGCAAAUGAGUAUGACACCAAAAGAUCCGAAGAGAUUUCUCCCAAAAAUACCAAAACUCAACAUGAGGAAAUCAGAAUGUCCCCCUUACCCCUAAGCCCCAUGCCCAGAGGAGCAGACGAGGUUUUGUAUCAUUGCUACAAUUGCACAUUUCAUCACAAAUCAGCUGUUGCUGUGCAUGUCCACUAUCAGAAAAACCAUCCAGGCGAAGCUGUCACUAUCGACAAAAUCAAACAGUCAUCACAUCACAUUUCACAGAUGCGCCCCGGGCCAUCAGUGAGGGAAGUGGAAAACUUCACACCUCAGAAAACCGUAGUGGAAUCUUCCACUAAAGACAAAGCUGUACUCUCGCAGCAGAAAGUUUUAAUGUCCCUGAUGAAACUCAAGCACACGUUGGUCAUUUCUAAGACUUCAGAGUCUUCCAGAAGUGAGGGAGUCACAUCUGCACUGGAAGAAAAUGUGAAGAAAAAAGAGAAGCCACUGCUAAAAAGUGACCAACCACUGUCCACAGGAACCAACGCUUCUGUCUCCAGUUCAGCAGAUAAAGUGUUUUACUGCCAGGUCUGCAGUUACUCCAACACCAAUAUCAAGAGUGUUGUGGCUCAUCAUAACACAAAACACGUCAUGUAUGGACCCACGGGUAUGGAGGAGGUGCUAUGGUACAAUACCAAGAUGCAGAAGAAGAAACUGCAGCGUGAUACUGAGGCAUCGGGAACCUCUCCUUCCAAAUCUGUGAUGAGACAGCAACUGACAGCAUGCACUGAAAAGAAAGAGGUUUUAAAUCCAUAUGAAUGUGCAGAAAACCUGUUCUACUGUCAGAACUGCAACUUUGGAAAUCCGACUCUUAAAGGAGUCCUGAACCAUCAGAUCAUUGUCCACAAGCAUAUCAACACCAGCCGCAAACAUGUCAUCAAAUACACCACUGUGAUUCGCAAGCAAAUCCAAAAAUCAAAGUCAGAAUCUAAAGAGCCGUCUUCUGGUCUUCCUCUUCCUCUGAUGAGCAAAGGCGACGAAGACCAACUCUUCUGCCACCUUUGCAACUACAGACACAAAACUAUGUCUAAUGUUAUGACGCACUAUUUUAAGCGACAUCCUGGUUUUGUAAUGAACGCAGUACAGAUCAAAGAAUACAGCAUCACACUUGUCAGUCAAAUGCAGACAGCUCAGCCCAAAGAAGCAAAUCCUGCAUCUUGUCAGGACACGGGAAACAAAAAGAACAUGAAAACGCUGGGAAAAGGCUCAUCAGUGUCGACUGUGAGAGCGGAGGUGCCACAGAAGAGCAUUCAGUGCUACAGAUGUACAUUCAGCUGUCAGCAGGUGUAUCUGCUGAGGAGGCAUAUGUGGAAUAUUCAUCGUUCAAACCGCUCAGCCAUAGAUCUGCUGAGAACGUGUUUCAGGAAAGGAAUGAUCGAAUCAGGCUAUCACUGUGACACGUGCAUGUUCUCUGACACGGAUUCAGCUGUCGUUCACAAACACUACCAGGAGCAGCAUGCCAACCGGAAACUGACUCUCGACAACAUCACCGCAAGGUUAUACGUUGGCCCUGACCAGAGAAAAAAGCUGCAGACAAAGGCCGCUGCUGGUGUUACUGACGAUGACUGUGGGUCACUCUCCCAAAGAGUUGGACACGAUGAAACCAAUACUUUUUCAUGCAGAGCAUGCUCUUUUAAAGGCGACUCCAUGUUGAGCAUCAUGCGCCACUGUCGCAUUGUUCACCCCUGGUUUGUAAAAGAUGAUGGCUCAGUCCCAAAGGUCAUUACCAGUAAGAAACUUGCUGCCAGCAGCCAUGUUACAGAUGAGCAUGACACAACAGCCUCUUUUGACACCUAUCAGGUCCCACUGGAGUUUGAAACUCUGUCUGUUUCCUCUCAGGAAGCAACCAAAACUGUAAAGUGCCCACAUUGUGCUGCAGAGUUCACAAGCCAGCGUGGUCUCAAUACUCACUGUGGCCUCAAACACCAAGACACAGUGGUGAGAAACACAAUGCAAGUGCACAUCUUCAAGUGUCCUUACUGUACCUAUGUCAACACCAUCCAUCAUGGGGUCCUGACCCACUGUCAGAUGAGACAUCCAACCUCCGAGUCCCGGUCCAACAGUGUCCACGUGGACAAAGUUUACUUCAGCAGCUGGGAGAACUGUAAUGGAAAAUCUCUAGGCGACAGUGCGAGGUUUAAAGGCUACAUGUGUAAACGCUGCCCGCUGAUCUGUGCGACGCCAGAAAAGCUGAAGAAACACAUGAAGAGCAAACAGUGUGUGGCCCUCACCAAUUCACACAAAGCUACUGUUCAACUUUCUGCUGCAAGACAAUUCCCACCUUCUGCUGCCCUCAGGUACGUGUCAAAAACGUCAUUUCUGGCCAAGAAGAAAUAUUCCAAGGUGAAUUGUCAGCACUGUGACUACACCUGCAGCACAAAGAUUGCACUGAGUCGUCACCUGCAUGUUCACCACAGGGAGGAGCGUGUGUUUCUGUGCGCCCUGUGCUCCUGCUCCUACAACAGCAAGAAGCAACUGGGAAGCCAUUACACCAAGUCACACGGGAGGGAUGCUUUUCCGGUGCACAAACAGGUCACAGAACCAACGCUCAAAUUUACAGGCUGUCCUUUGACUCAGCAAAUGCAACACACCUCUAAGGCUGCAAUGAUGGACAAUAGUAAAAUCUCAGUUUACAAGUGUCCGCGCUGUCCAUACGUACACACCAGCUACCAUGGGACACUGACUCACUGCCAGAUGAAGCAUCCAACACUCAUCGCUCGAGCCGAUGCACUGACCACGGAGGAGGUCCUGGUGAGCAACAUGGUGAAGUGUACGACGGGAAAAGGUUCAAUGGGAAGACGAGGCUACAUGUGUCGCAAAUGUCCGCAAAUUCACGCAUCACUGCCCAAACUGAAAAGUCACAAUCAUAAGCAUCACAGUUUGCACACAACCACUAAACCUUCAGCCCGGAACAAGACGAAAAUAUCGCCUCAGCGGGGCGCCACAGAGUCUGAAGCUGCAUCAGCUGACCUCAGGCACCAACAUGCCGCUCCACUGUCAUGCAAUGUGAAGGAAAUGCUCUACAAGUGUCACAUGUGUGGCUACACCGGACUGUGUCGCAAAUACCUGCAGAGUCAUUACAGAAACAAGCACAAGCUGGAUGCAGUGAGCACGUCCAAACUGCUAGAGAAGUACAACAAAUACAAAUUCCAGCUGCCCAAGGCGUCCUGUGAUAACAGAGCGCUGGUCAAAUGUAAGGUGUGUCCAGACAUGGCGUUUGACUCCACUCAGCUGCUCGUCACUCACUACAGCACAUUUCACGACUGGAAACUUGACUUUAGGGUCGUGUCACGUACCUCGAAGAGGAGCACAGGUGUGUACAGGUGCUGUCACUGCAGGAAACGCAUCAACGGAAUCAGGAAGUUGUGUUUGCAUCUGGAUCGCCACAGAGUCUGGAAGAAGAAGAAAGCAGCUGUUGUCAUGAAGACGGCAACACUAGAGAUCACGUCCAGUGAAGUUAAUGAGGAGAGCGAUGCGCCUGUGUUCCAGUCGGUGACACCAAUGAAAUCCUUUACUCUUACUACGCAAACCUGUCCUCGUCGAGAGCUGCCAGAUCCAGAGCUGCCAGAGUCAGAGCUGCCAGAUCCAGAGCUGCCAGAGUCAGAGCUACCAGAGUCAGAGCUGCCAGAGUCAGAGUGUGAUGCACCAGAACACAAACACACGUGUGGACAGUGUGGACGUUCCUUCAUGUCUCUGAAAGGUCUGCGUUCACACGAACGCAGCCAUGCUGCUGUGGCUGCCAUCCAGAAACUGGACCAUGUGACUUUGUCGGCCCUGAAGCAAAAUGUAAACGAGUAUGUUGUCUUUAAAUGUGGGACGCUGCGACCAUUCCUCUGCAGCUUGUGCUCGUAUCGAACGACAGUGUUGGGUCUUUGGAGAAGUCACUUUCUGAAGAAACAUCUCGACGUUAUCGUGGACGUUGUGGCGGCAGACGACCAUAAGGAGGAGCCGACUGACCAGGAUCCUGAUAUUUCAGAGGAAAAUGAGGACGAACCUGAAGCAGAGGAUGAUUGUGACACUGAAAAGUCUCUGUACCUGGAGCCUCCAGAUGUUCAGCGGCAGCUGGACCACUACAGUGCAGUCGCACAGACGGCCGACGCCUGUAAAGGGAAUGUGACUGUGAACAAUCUGCUGCAUUGCGAGUUCUGUAACUUCAACACGGGUCACAUGUCGAGUGUUCGCCGUCAUUACUUAAACCGCCACGGGAAGAAGAUCCUUCGCUGUAAGGACUGUGAUUUCUUCACAGGUUUCAGAAAAAACCUGGAGGUUCACAUGGAGAGUGGUCACAUGACUCGCCGCUCAGAGUCCUCACUGCUGCGUUGUCCAUUUUGUCUUUACCAAACCAACAAGAAGAAUCACAUGAUUGACCAUGUUGAUCUGCACCGUGACGAGCGCGUGGUUGCCGUUGAGGUGCGACGUCCAAAGCUGUCACGUUACCUUCAGGGCGUGGUCUUCCGCUGUCACAGAUGCACUUUCAGCUGUGGCAACGGCGACAGUCUGCAAGCGCACAUGAAGAGACACGAUGAUGUCAGACCCUACAGGUGUCGACUGUGCUACUAUGACUGCACUCUGCUCAGCCACCUGGAGGCGCACCUGUGCCACAAGCACCAGAUUGUGAGGAAUCAUGAGCUUGUGGGUCAGGUGAUGUUGGAUCAGUUGGAGGCGGGGGUUAGCAGGUCAGAUGAGGAGGAGGAGUCAUUAUCAAACAAAGUCACGGUUCCUUCAGACACCGAUGACCCCGUGACCUCAGCAGGAAUCAAGAAGAUAAAGGACAUUUAUGUCAAACAUGAACAACGUGUAUCGUCUCCUGACACAGAACAAGUACAUGGUGGGAAUGUUGCAGAUGCCCAGUGUGAUGAAAGAGAGACAAGUGGUGAGGACUGCAGCGUGUUCCCUCUGCAGACAGAGGGGGCAGCAGAGAGCAGUGAGGAGGCCACAGAUGUGUACAGAGAAAUGCCUGUGCUGGAGAACGAGCUCCUGAAGGAGGCGCCACUUCCUCUGCAACAAUUCAAAGAAGACGAGGAGAAAGAUGAAGGGAUCAUUGAAGACGACAAGAACCACACACAGGGGGACGGAGAUGACAAUUCAGAUCAUUCACGUCUUCACACAUGUGCAAAAAACCUGGAGGCUUUAAUUUGUGCCUUGUGUGGACGGAAGCUGACGAGCAGCAGAGAACUGAAGCGUCACGUGAUGAGACACGGAAUCUGACGAGCAGCAGAGAACUGAAGCGUCACGUGAUGAGACACGGAGGCUGACGAGCAGCAGAGAACUGAAGCGUCACGUGAUGAAACACGGAGGCUGACGAGCAGCAGAGAACUGAAGUGUCACGUGAUGAGACACGGAGGCUGACGAGCAGCAGAGAACUGAAGCGUCACGUGAUGAGACACGGAGGCUGACGAGCAGCAGAGAACUGAAGCGUCACGUGAUGAGACACGGAGGCUGACGAGCAGCAGAGAACUGAAGCGUCACGUGAUGAGACACGGAAGCUGACGAUCAGCAGAGAACUGAAGCUUCACGUGAUGAGACACGGAGGCUGACGAUCAGCAGAGAACUGAAGCUUCACGUGAUGAGACACAGAAUCUGAGCUCAAUAUUGUUUACAAAUAUAUUUUUAAAUGUUUUCUAGUGAAACCUUUUUAUAAGUAGAAUUUAAAGAAAUAAAGUUGCUCAUGUUUCCGAUUAAAUCAUGUGACACUGUGAAACAUUUAGACUAAACUUUCUAUACAACCUCAACCUCAUGAACAAACUAUUUCCUGUUGAUUUGUUUGAUUUCAUAAUAAAAGCUAUUGUUUACA
Molecule: messenger RNA, 7252 nt
Organism: Solea solea (common sole)
Lineage: Eukaryota; Metazoa; Chordata; Actinopteri; Pleuronectiformes; Soleidae
Product: zinc finger protein 462-like
Exons: 10
Coding region: 178-6666 (2162 amino acids)
Biological process (GO): regulation of gene expression
Cellular component (GO): nucleus
Source: RefSeq, a predicted model, not a curated record